Molecule: messenger RNA, 684 nt
Organism: Entrophospora sp. SA101
Lineage: Eukaryota; Fungi; Glomeromycota; Glomeromycetes; Entrophosporales; Entrophosporaceae
Source: the annotation of a GenBank genome assembly
AUGUUUAUCAGAAUUAAUAGAACAAAUCAUUCCUUAAAACCCAUAACAAGAUUAAAACCAAUAAUAUUUGUUAGAAAUUCAAUUCCGACCAUUCCAAAGCAUCACUACUCUUUUGUACCUACUUUUCUCAAGACAAAGAAAAAUUCAGAAAAAAUUAUAAUUAAUCAACAACAUUCACAUUUUUACAACAACAAUAAAAGCAAUAAUAAUGAUAAUGCAACUAUACCUACCACAAUAUCGACAACAUCUAAUAACCAAUACCACCCCUUCAAGCAUUGCAGAAUAUCAACAUCUACAAUACCAUCAUCACCACCAGUAAAUGAUGACGAUAAUAAGAUAUCAACAACAAACAAUCCUAUUUCAACAGAAACACAACCGGCUACUACAAAUGCAGCUGAUAACAACAACGAUGAUAGUAGCAGCAGUAGUAGUAACAGCAUCAAUAGUAAUUGGAUUUGGGGUAUUGGAGUAGUUAUGGCGUUUACAUUGGCAUAUAUGGUUUAUGCGACUAGGAAAUGGUAUUGGGAUGAUGUGAAGAAAAUAGUAUCUGAAGUAUUCUCUAGGAGAACAUAUGCAUCGGUGUUACGACAGCCAUCUGAUCGAACAUCUAAUGAUGAGGAUGGUGACCUUAUUCCAUUGACAAGAGGCAAUAAACAAUUCACGACAUCAAGAGAAUUAAAAUGA